AUGAAGUCAGCUAUGUUUAUAUUAAUGGCCUUAGCCAUUGUUGUUAUGGCAAAGAAAAGGACAAAUGAAGAGAUAGAACAGCUCAAAAAAUGGCACAGUGAAUGCGGAGAAGAUAAGGAAACUAAAGACCUUUUGAACAAAGCAAGAAAUGGAGAAUGGAUCGAUAACCCAAAACUUGGAACUCAUUUGUUGUGUUAUUCCAAAAAAUUAGGUUGGCUGAAUGAAGAAGGAAAAUUCGAUGUACACGAAACAAAGAAAAAUUUUGAAAAAUACUAUGACGAAGACCAAGUCCAAAAACUAAUGUCCAACUGCAUUAAAGAAAAAACCCAUCCAGAAGAUACAGCUGUGGCUUUAUUUAAAUGUCGCCAAACCGUUUUGCAUUAA
Messenger RNA from Brassicogethes aeneus, 384 nucleotides. The record is from the annotation of a GenBank genome assembly. Lineage: Eukaryota; Metazoa; Arthropoda; Insecta; Coleoptera; Nitidulidae.